AUGGCAGAACCGCCUGCUACGCCGCCUGCCGAGCUCGUACAGCAGCUAGAGAGCUAUGCCACGGCGCCAGGUCCUCCCGACCAGCUUGUCCAGCUCCUACGCCCUCCUCGUCUCGGCUUGCGCUCCACUCCUUCCCUCAGACGAGAUUACGGCGGCUGCACCGGCUUCUGGCCAAGCCUGGAAAAAGUCUGGCAGGUCGAAGCAGGACGGCUUGAGCAGGACGAGAAGGACUCUAUCCCGGCUGUGACGGCUUUGGCAGCGUUCGUGCUCAGUCUGUGCACUGCGAACGAAGUGAACCAGGAGUCUGCGCUAACGUACAUCGAGCCGCACCUUCGCCGCAUUCUCUUGGCUGCUUCUUCGCUCGUGAACUUCGAGAAUGGCGAAUACACCACUAUGACCCGGGUUUGCUGUCAAACGCUGGCCAACCUCGUCACUGCGAACGAUGGCAUCGGUGGGCGGUACUUCUCGCAGCGGUUGAGGGAUGAAGAGGAGGACAAACUGCUCCAACGCCUACUCGCCUCGCCCGAUCACGGUACACUCCAGGCGGUCCUCAUCUUCCUGCUCAACUCAAUCCACGACAACCGAGAACGAGCCAUGCUACUUGCGACCACACCAGCUGGGGCAGCCAUUCUCGACCGACUGAUGGUACUCGUUGGCGCACUCUUCGAAGGCGAGACGGCCGAAGGCAUCGCGCACGGCGAGUUCACCUCCGACAUUUUCCAGAUCUCCUUCGCCAUCAUCCAGCAACUCAUCUCGCUCGAGGCGUUCGUCCCUGCUUACGAAGGACACGCCCUGAUGCCCGGCUUCUCUAUCUCUCCGACCCUAGUCACCAUGCUCAAGUUCCUCGACGGUCACCUCUCGCUCGCUGGACAAGCAACCACGCCCUCCUCUCUCGCCCUCGUCCCAUUCCUCAUCCGCCAGCUCAUCGCGCUCGGCACGAGCGUCAUGGAGCAGAAGGAGCGAGCGAUGGAUGCAGCGGACGCAGCGACGUUCCAGGGCGUCGUGCUCGUCUUGCAUUGCUUGGUGUCGAUUGGGCUGGCGCUGGAUAGUCAGGAGGAAGGACAGAGAGUCGAGGCAAGAGAAGAAGCGGAGAGCAAGAUGGUGAAGGGUGUCGAGGCCGUUGUCCGGCUACUACGCUUCUCGCAAACCCUCAUGCCGCCGCCAACGCCUCGUCUGACGCCUCCAACGUCUAAGAACGGCACAGACGCCGCUUCCACCGCCAUCUCAGACACAUCGUCGGCCCCAACACCGUCGCCCGAAGUUUCCGCAGCCGUCGCGCAACUGCAACGCCUCUCCGCCCAAUUCCUCGGCAUCGUCUCUUUCAUCCCUCCUGCCGGUGUUACGUAUACCAUGAAAGCACGGGCAAAGGCGGUGCAGGACAAGGUGCGAGAGUGCGGAGGGCUGGAGCUGUUGCUCAGCAUGUGCCAGAUUGACGAGCGGAAUCCGACUAUGCGCGAACAUGCGCUCUUUGCGAUCCGCAACCUCCUGCGGAAUAACCAGACGAAUCAGGACUUUGUGGACGGUAUGAAGCCGCAGUACCGAGUUGGAGCAAACGGCGAGCUGUUCGACCUGCCGCCUGCUCUGCGAACGGGGUGA
Rhodotorula toruloides NP11 is the source of this 1596-nucleotide messenger RNA. RefSeq names its product Armadillo-type fold domain containing protein. Lineage: Eukaryota; Fungi; Basidiomycota; Microbotryomycetes; Sporidiobolales; Sporidiobolaceae. The coding region runs from base 1 to 1596 and encodes 531 amino acids. The transcript is spliced from 11 exons. The record is from RefSeq and is a predicted model, not a curated record. Gene Ontology annotation, cellular component: cytosol.